GAACAGCUGGCCGUCUGUUGGAUUACACGAUCCUAAUCCUUGUCGGGCCGGAGCGGAUUGGGCAGUUUCCCCGCGCUCACCCUUUUGGUCUGAGGGGGCUUUUUUCUUUAUUCUACGUCUAUAAAGUUGGUGUACCGGACAUCUUGGCGGGCUUUUCUUGCUUCGCAACUGUGAUACCGAGAGAGCGGAAUCACAUCACACACAGUCUAACAGGAUGUGUAACGAGGAGCAGACCCGCCAGGGCAUCGCCAUUGACCCGGAGGUCGUGGGCGCAGACGACAAUGACAACGAUUCCGCAGCUGAUGUGGAGAGCACCCGCUCAUCUACGGCGUCUGUCUCAUCAAGUAUCUACGAGUAUCGGAAGAUCCAAGGCCGGACGUAUCAGAACUCCCAUACGACCGAUUACUGGGCACCCAAUGACGAGAAACAUAUCGAAGCUUUUGAUGUGGCACAUGAAUGGCUGACCAUGAUGCUCGACGACGAGCUAUAUGCCGCUCCAAUUGGAGACAGCCCUCAGGCAAGACGCAUCUUCGACGUCGGAACCGGUACCGGCAUCUGGGCCAUCGAUAUGGCUGAUAAAUUCCCCUCAGCCGAGGUCAUUGGCGUCGACAUCUCGCCAACCCAGCCUUCCUGGGUCCCCCCAAACCUCAAGUUUCAGAUCGACGAUGCGCAGCUGGACUGGACCUUUGCGCCUGCCUCUUUUGAUUUCAUUCACGUGCGCUACAUGCACGGCGCUUUUGACAAUUGGCAGAAGCUGUACCACCAAAUGUUUAAGGCUCUGAAGCCUGGCGGCUGGUUCCAGCACAUUGAGCCCAACAUCCACCUCAAGUGUGAGAACCCCAACUCAGUAGCUGAAAAUGAAACAUUCAAGCAAUGGGCCCAGCUGUUUUACGAUGCUGGAGACAAAAUCGGGCGCACUUUCAAGGUCACCGACGGGAUCAUGCAAGACUCUGCCCGCGAAGCAGGCUUUGAGGACAUCGUGCACAAGAUGCACACGAUCCCGCUUGGUGGAUGGCCAAAGGACGCGAGACUCAAGAGGGAGGGCCAAUUUGUUGGUCUGUACAUGGAUCUGAGCUUGGAUGGCUUUGCGCUGUAUCCCAUCGGCCAGAUUCUCGGCUGGAGCCUCGAGGAGGUCCAAGUUCUCGUGGCCAAGAUGCGUGCCAUUCUGCGAAACCCAAAGCACCUGGGUAGCGGUGAUAUGCACCUGGUCUACGGACGAAAGCCGCUUAAGGCACCGGCACCAGAGAAGUCGCCUUCUCCUGAGGCUGAAACGGCAUAGAUAGUCCUAGACUAGAACUCACUUACAAGAACACACACACAUCCAAUGAGACACAUCAGAGAAUCAGGGCUCGUGACAAUUGAAUUUCCUAAAGUCACUAGCCAGGGGGUAGCCUUGACUUUUGCAGGGUAGACUUGAUUCGUAGCUGCUAAUUUUAAUUAAUAUAAUCUCGACCGGGGUCGUGUCUGAUUAGCCGUAUUGCUUUGGGCUAUUAUGAUUGGCUGAGGAAAUGUAAUUCC
Molecule: messenger RNA, 1518 nt
Organism: Fusarium redolens
Lineage: Eukaryota; Fungi; Ascomycota; Sordariomycetes; Hypocreales; Nectriaceae
Product: S-adenosyl-L-methionine-dependent methyltransferase
Exons: 9
Coding region: 215-1279 (354 amino acids)
Molecular function (GO): methyltransferase activity
Source: RefSeq, a predicted model, not a curated record